Molecule: messenger RNA, 744 nt
Organism: Hyla sarda
Lineage: Eukaryota; Metazoa; Chordata; Amphibia; Anura; Hylidae
Gene: VGLL1
Product: vestigial like family member 1
Exons: 3
Coding region: 1-696 (231 amino acids)
Biological process (GO): regulation of transcription by RNA polymerase II
Cellular component (GO): nucleus
Source: RefSeq, a predicted model, not a curated record
AUGGAGGACCUGAGAAAGAGUCCAGCUGAAUAUAGGACAAAAGAGCAACCUGUGAAGACGACGGAGAUGGGCUCACGUUGUGUGGUGUUCACUUACUAUCAGGGGGACAUUAACAGUGUUGUAGAUGAACACUUUUCCAGAGCAUUAAGGAAUACAAAAGACCCACAGGACUUAAGCACAAAAAGCAGAAAUGAUGACUUUCUGCAGAAGAGCUCAAAUAACAUGAUGGCAGACGAAUUUAACUGGACAAAACAGUACCAAGCCAAUCCCUCUGUUAGGAUGACAUCUCCUGGGUUAUCAUCACUUACCUCUCCGGAGCAUUACUCACCAGCUGUUUACCAGCAACACCCGCAUCAUCAUACUCAGCCUUCAGAUUUGUGGCAUUUUCACCAUUUUGGAGCACCAAGCCAUGUUAACUCUGUGUAUCAUCACCCCUCUGUCCCAGAGUUUCAAAUGGUACCAGGUCCCGAUGGAAAAUGUAAUUCAUUUCUCAAUCUUCUUCAACCUGAGAGGUAUUCAGGCCCUUUGCAGGAGUCAAUUUCAAAACCAGAAUACCUUGCAUCGGCAGCUGCAGGGUCACCCGUACCAGAAAACCUAAAUCAGAGGACAAAUUCACAGACAGGUCUUCAUCCACAAGAUAGAAGAAAAGAGUUUUUCCAUGGACAAGAAAGAAGGAAGGAUUUAUAUUUUUAUUAGGUGUUAUUUUUUGUUAGUGUGUUCCUAAAGCAGAAUUUUUGCCUUGCG